Molecule: messenger RNA, 1761 nt
Organism: Gossypium raimondii (Peruvian cotton)
Lineage: Eukaryota; Viridiplantae; Streptophyta; Magnoliopsida; Malvales; Malvaceae
Exons: 9
Coding region: 1-1761 (586 amino acids)
Source: RefSeq, a predicted model, not a curated record
AUGAGCACUCGUGGAACUUGCGAUCGUGGUAUUCGUGGGUAUGUUGGGGACGACGUAUUAUCCCAAGCCAUGUUGAGGGUAUUAGAGAGGGUCGCUGAACCCCAUUCUAGAUUUGGUGGCCGUAGGUCAGUAACUAAACGACUCCAGUCCAAUGGUGCUGAGCUGUUUAGGGGUGGCACUGGAGUCGCCCCUAUUGUGGUCGAAAACUUAAAGGUACAGCCUCUUUGCUUCGCGACGAGGCAUAUCAGUGGUGGUUAUCGAUUGAGGAGGGGGAGGUAUGUGAGGGCGAGCUAUGUGGAUGCUCGUAGGCGUGAGUUCAUGAAUCUCACGCAAGGUGAUAGAUCAGUGGUCGAGUAUGAGGCCGAGUUUCUGAGAUUGAACCGUUACGCUCGAGGCAUGGUGACAUUUGAGUGUGAGAAAUGCGUUUGCUUUGAGGAUAGCUUGAGGGAUAAUUUGAGGGUACUGAUUACUCCACAGAGGGAGCGAGAGUUCACGGUUUUGGUAGAUAAGAGGCCUAAGAAACGGGCCAGAUCUGAUGGGCCUGUUAGAGUAGGGGUUCUUGUUGCUUCUACUGGGAUUCAACCAUGUAGUGAUUAUGGUAGACGUCAUCCGGGUUGUACACACUCCUAUGUAGCUAGUACUGUUUCCAAAAACCUAAGGAUUUCUGUUGAGAGCACUUCUAGUGAAAUUAUUGUACUGAGUCCGUUGGGGCAGUUUGUUCGAGUUCAUAGACUUUAUAGGAAUGUUCUGUUAGUAGUGCAAGGGGUUGUAUUUCUGGCAAAUCUAUUGGAGUUAUUGUUUGCGGAGUUCGACUUAAUUUUGGGUAUGGAUUGGUUGGUUGAGCACCGAGUUAGCUUAGAUUGUGUGAGUAAGAGGGUUGUUCUGAGGACUAAGGAUGAUAAGGAGGUGGUUGUGAUCAGUGAGCGUCGAGAUUAUCUGUCUAACGUGAUCUUCGCUCUUGUGGUUGAGAAAUUGGUUCGAAAAGGGUGUGAGACGUAUAUGGCUUUCGUCAGUGUUUUAGUUUCAGGGGACUUUUCUAUCGGAGAUAUUAGAACAGUGAGGGAUUUUUUGGAUGUUUUUCCUGAGGAGUUACCAGGUUUACCUCUAAAUCGGGAAGUUAUGCCUUUUGGUCUGAUGAAUACUCCGGCUGCAUUCAUGGAUCUGAUCAAUAUAGCCUUUCAGCCAUAUCUGGAUCAUUUCGUCGUGGUCUUCAUCGACAAUAUUCUAGUUUACUCUAAGACCAAGGAUGAGCAUGAUGAACAUCUUAGAGUAGUGUUUCAUAUACUCCGAGAGAAACAACUCUAUGCUAAGUUGAACAAGUAUGAGUUCUGGUUGCGAGAGGUAACUUUUUUAGGGCACGUGGUUUUUGCUGAGGGGAUCCGAGUUGAUCCGAGAAAGAUUGACGCUAUGCUUGAUUGGAAACAACCUAAGAAUGCUGAUGUUCAACAAUCAAGUUUCGAGAAGCUCAAGGCUGUUCUGACUCAGGCCCCUAUUCUGAUACAGCCUGGAUCUGGUAAAAAAUUUGUGGUAUACAUUGAUGCGUCACACAUCGAUUUGGGAUGCAUACUGAUGCAAGAUGGUAAGGUUGUGGCUUAUGCAUCCCGUAAGCUUAAGACACAUGCGGGGAAUUAUCCGACGCAUGAUCUCAAGCUAGCUGCUGUGCGCCGCUGGAUUGAGCUGCUCAAAGAUUAUGACGGCAUGAUAGAGUAUCAUCCUGGUAAGGCCAAUGUGGUGGCCGAUCCCUCAGUCGUAGAGCGAUGA